ACGCAUCGUUCGCGCGAUUGUUUAUCGAUGAUGAUCGACGACGUCAAGGAUCUCUCCGGCGAAUGCCAACGUACUGUGCGACUCCUGGAGCUGCUGCAACGCACGCAAUAUGAGCUCGUGCAGGUGAAUGGGCAACGACGUCUGAUGGCUCCGGAAGUGGCGGGUGGUGAACGACAGCGCGGCAAGGGUGCCGAGGUGUUCCUAGGACGAUUGCCGCGCGACUGUUACGAGGACGAGCUGAUGCCGAUGCUGGAACAGGUGGGCCGUCUCCUGGAACUGCGACUGAUGCUGGAUUUCUCCGGGUCGACGCGCGGCUACGCGUUUGCGAUGUACGAGACUCCGCGGAUCGCCCGCGAGGCAUGCACGCGUCUCGACGGCUACGAGAUCCGUCCCGGCCACCGUAUCGGCGUGGUCAAGUCCAUGGACAACUGCCGGCUCUUCUUCGGCGGCGUGCCCAAGAACAAGACCAAGUCGGAGUUCAUGGCAGAGCUGACCAAGAUGCUGGACGACAUCACGGAUAUAUAUCUGUACCCGAGCGCCCACGAUCGCAGCCUCAAUCGCGGCUUCAUCUUCGUCGAGUUCAAAAAUCAUCGAGCGGCCGCGAUGGCACGGCGCAAGCUAAUACCCGGUAAAGUGACACUAUGGGAUCACGAAAUCGCCGUGGAUUGGGCGGAUCCUGAACCGGGCGAGCCGGUCGACGAGGACAUCAUGGAGAGGGUAACGACUCUGUUUAUAAGAAACCUCACGCUCGAUAUAUCGCAGCAAAAUGUGAGAGGAAUUUUUCAUAGGCACACGAAUGUGCCAAUAUUGAAACUGAAGAAGAUCAAUCACUUCGCUUUUAUUCAUUAUGAGAAUCGUCAAGCUGCACAGAUCGUAAUGGACAUAAUGCAGAAACCGGGUAGUAUCGUCGAAAGACAAGGCUGGGAAAUUUCUUGGGCGAAGCCGAUUGGAGCGAAAAAUUUCGAUAGGCAACAACACAUUCGCGAAGCGAUAACUAAUUCGCAAUCCGUAUCCAACCUUCAAACGAUCGAAAUAUCGCGCCCAAAACAACCUUGGCAUAAAAAACGCUGCAUCCAAACGGAAAUAGCGUCCGAGGACGAGAACGUUUACUUGGUGCAAAUGAAAGUUUUGCAAAACUUUGUUAAAGAAAGAUUCGAUGCGACAUGCGCUUUCGAUUGCAUACCAACGUCAGAUAUGUCCGGAUAUGUUGGUACAGUAAUUAUUCGGAAAGAUCAGAUAGUUUUGUUCGAUUUUCAAGGAAAGCCGAUGGCCUCGAAGCAUAAAGCCCUGAGCGUCGCAUGCGUUAAAACAUAUCAGUAUUUUACAAGCACACUCCCGAAUUUUGGUAUGUACAACAUUUUGGCUUGUGUUAAAUUAAAAGCUUUUGAUUACUUCGUGCUCUAUUUGCGCAUUGAAUCAAAGGAUUUUGACAAAAUAUUUCCAUGCGAUUUAAUUUAGCUGUGAUCCAACAACGAAAAACACACAUAACAUUCAUCAAAUUUGAGCUUUUAGUAAUAAUCGAGAAACAAGUGGCGUUUAUCGUAAAAUCUCGUUUGCGCUUUGUUUCCACUAGGAAAAUGUUUUUAUAAUACACAAUAUAUUGCAUUUUAAUGCUAUUUCAUGUAUUUUUACAGCGCUGCAACUCGAACAACAUUGCAUCCAAUCAGAAGUAGGCGUUAAUUCUGUGGUUAGUAUGUGAUUAGUUGGCACUCAGGAAUAACUCAAAAUUAGAUUUAUGAUCCGUUGCUACUGCAUUAUUGUUCGUUUUAUUUUUUAUCUCUUUUAAUUAGUCAUUGAUUGUUUAUGAAUACAAAAUUUACAGAUGCGAUCGCAUAAAAAGUAUUGCACACAAUCGUUUCCUAUCAGCUAUAAGUAUAAGAUAAUAAUCUUAUUUUAAUUUUAUUAUUUUAAUUAUGUUAUUAAUUAAUGAAACAAUUUUCAAUUGAAAAACUAAAUUUAAAUUAUAUAAUUUUGAGAAACAACGUAUUUUUGAAGA
Molecule: messenger RNA, 1996 nt
Organism: Cataglyphis hispanica
Lineage: Eukaryota; Metazoa; Arthropoda; Insecta; Hymenoptera; Formicidae
Product: probable RNA-binding protein 46
Exons: 5
Coding region: 28-1458 (476 amino acids)
Cellular component (GO): nucleus
Molecular function (GO): mRNA binding
Source: RefSeq, a predicted model, not a curated record